AUGGGCAACGGCAACCCGCGGCUCGUGGACCGCCUGUCCAAGAUCGCCAACGACGCUAUGAACCGGAUCCAGGAGGGACGUCCGAAGAAGACGAUGGCCCACCCUACCAAGGGAGACGCCCUCGACGUAGGGACGAGCAUGAGGACGAUCAACCCUACCGUCCGGUCGAACCGGGUCACAAACUCACGGCCCCGACGUUUGCCGGAAAAGUUGAUCCGGAGGCAUAUCUCGACUGGGAANAAGUCGCAGGUUUUAGCCGAUUUUAUCAAUGAGCUCUCUCCAGAGCUCGGAGAUCCUACUCCCAAGGAAGAGUAUUGGACGAUGUUCGUCGAUGGUUCAUCGUCUAAUCAGAUAUCCGACGUGGGACUCAUUCUCCGAUCUCCUCAGGGCGAAGUUCUUGAACAAGCGUUGAAGCUCAAUUUCAAAGCGUCUAAUAAUGAGACGGAGUACGAAGCCGUCCUCGCAGGACUUUGGUUAGCGCGAGGACAAAGGGUGAAACACUUGCAAGUUUUCUGCGAUUCCCAGUUGGUGGUCAGUCAGUUCAGUGCCCAAUUUGAAGCUAAGAAUGAGCGAAUGGGAGCAUACCGCCAGUUAGUCCGGACGUUGUCGGAGGACUUCACUUCUUUUUCCCAAACAAAGGUCCCGCGAAGCGAGAACGCGCCUGUCGAUGCCCUCGCAUCAUUGGAAAAUUGCACAGAUCCAGAUCUGCGAUGCAGGAGUUGGCAGGACAAAAUCAAGCUCUACUUCUCCGAAGGAGUUGUCCUGCCGGAUCGAUGGGCAGCCCGGCGUCUAAAAGCCCGAAGCGCUAGGUACAUUCUGUUGGAUGGAAAUUUAUACCGAAGGAGUUCGUCCAGAGUAUUCCUUACCUGUGUUAGUCGAGAAGAAGCCGAGCGAAUCAUGAUGGACGUACACGAAGGCGACGGUGGUAAUCACUCCGCCGGACGGGCUCUUGCUUUGAAGAUCAAGAAGGAUGGUCAUUACUGGCCAACUAUGGUUGCCGAUUGCGAAGCUUUUUCGGCGAAGUGUGAGGCUUGCCAACAUCACGGGCCAAUGCGACACGUCCCACCCGAACUGCUAAGCACUGUUACGGCUCCGUAUCCUUUCAAGUGUUGGGCCAUGGAUCUCGUAGGCCCUUUGCCACCUUCGAGAUCCAAGAAGUUCAUCCUGUUCACUUCGCUCAUUACUAGGCGUUCCUUGUAUAAGUGGCAAAUUCGCCUAAGUACAUCAACUCCCCGAUAUCCUCAAGGGAACGGUCAAGCCGAGGCGACGAACAAAUCGAUUGUUGAUGGGCUGAAGAAACGACUUGGUCGGAGGAAAGGCGCGUGGGAAGAUUAUCUUGAUGGUGUACUAUGGUCUUACCGAACAACCCCCCGCCGAUCUACAGGACAAUCCCCUUUUGCUCUGGCAUAUGGGAUUGAGGCACUCUCCCCGGCAGAAGCAGGUGUCCCGACACUCCGUCGAACCAUGAUGGUCGAUAAUCCCGACCUAAAUAAUAACAUUCUGAUUGAUCAUAUCGACUUCACUGAAGAUUUACGUGACUAG
Camelina sativa (false flax) is the source of this 1542-nucleotide messenger RNA. Lineage: Eukaryota; Viridiplantae; Streptophyta; Magnoliopsida; Brassicales; Brassicaceae. The record is from RefSeq and is a predicted model, not a curated record.